AUGCGCACUGUCUCCAGUCACCACUUUUUCCCUACAAGAAACACUGCUAAUGGCUCUAUUCCUGCUCAGAGCGCCACACCGUCGAAAAACACACACACAGGCGUUAUGAGUCAACGAAAAACAAGGAAAAGGUGCUGUUGUGUCUGCAUCGAGCAGCACCGUGGUGGUACUCAAUAUAAUGACCGUAAUAAUGACAACAAUAGCCACCGCCAUGGCCCGGCGGGCCAUGGCGGUGGGCAAAAAAGCACGUUUGGGUUAUCGGGUGGAUUUCUGGCUCGCACCCUGCUGUCAUCCACGAGGUACAAAGUGACCGGGCCAUGUGGGGCGGCGAGGGGUUUGUGUGAUAAUCUUUCCGGCGUGGUUUUGCUGGGCUGUUUCGGGUUUGGCACAGAUAAAGGCAAGCGCAGAACGACACACGAGAGCGGGAAAAAGCUUGGCUGGCCGUGUGCAGUGAUGGGAGCGUGCAAAGCGGAGGCGUGUGCCAUACAGGCGUGUUUGAAGCGUCACGGGUAUGAUGAGGGCCGGUGCGUGGCGGCGGUUAACGAGUUAUAUGCGUGUUGCAGGCGGUUCUACCGUGGGCAGCGGGGGGGCAGCAGCAGCUGCUGCCCAGGUGCGGAGGUUGUUGAGCGCAGGGUGGGCGGAGGGCGGGCUGCAGGCACGGGGGCAGUUGGGGGUGGUGCGACGGGCGGGCACGUUGUGCGCUGGGCGCAGGAUACAUAG
Messenger RNA from Eremothecium cymbalariae DBVPG#7215, 720 nucleotides. RefSeq names its product Cmc4p (gene CMC4). Gene Ontology annotation, cellular component: mitochondrial intermembrane space. The transcript has a single exon. Bases 1 to 720 code for a protein of 239 amino acids. NCBI's taxonomy places the organism in Eukaryota, Fungi, Ascomycota, Saccharomycetes, Saccharomycetales, Saccharomycetaceae. The record is from RefSeq and is a predicted model, not a curated record.